AUGCCCCUCAUCUCCCCCCAUGCUCUCCUCUACGCCAGCCUGUCACAGGAACCACCACUCCGGCCCUCGAGCCGCAAACCCUCCCAAUGCCGGCCCAUCUCAAUCAACACAUCAUCCCUCACUCACGCCAACGGCUCAACCCUGAUCAAAAUCGGCCAAACAACAGCCGUGUGCGGAGUACGCGCCGAGAUCCUCCCCAUCCACGAAAUCGCGAAUUACCGCGUCAAUAAAAACCCAGAAAAUUAUAUACCUCAAGCAGACCACGGCGAGGACAGUCCGGAAGCCGAUGCCGUGAUCCGAAACCACAACCUACUAGUCCCCAAUCUUGAACUCGCAACCGGAUGCUCGCCCUUCCACCUCCCGGGCUCCCCACCCUCACAGGAGGCGCAAUCCUUGUCGCAACGUCUACUAUCUUUACUACACACAUCUCACGCGGUCAGGUUAUCUGACCUCUGCAUCUACAACGAGACCAUCACAGACCUCGAACGCGAGAUCCCCGACAUUGACGCAUCUCCAGAGAAGAAAUUGAAGGCAUUCUGGGUGCUCUACAUUGAUACGGUGGUCAUAAACCAUGACGGGAACCUCUUCGAUGCAUGCGCACUGGCUAUGUUCUCGGCGCUGAGGGAUACGCUUUUGCCUAAGGCGUGGUGGGACAUAGAUUUGGAAUCGGUUAUAUGCUCGCCUGAGAAGGGUCAAGCUAAACGAUUGAGGCUGAGAGGUUGUCCGGCACCGCUGUCUUUCUUGGUGUUUAGGUCUAAUAAGCUUGAGGAGGGGGGUACUAGCAGAAAGAUUGAGCAGGUACUGUGCGAUCCAGAUGCGUUCGAGGAAGGGUGCUGCAGAGAGCAGGGAUGUGUGAUUGUGGAUCAGGAUAAGAAAGGUAGAGUUUUCGUGCUCAAGAUCGAAAAGAAUGGAGGCGGGAGUGUAGGAAGAAGCGGGCUGAGGGAGCUGGUGGAGAGGGCUGGGGAGAGGUGGAAAGAGUGGCAGCAGGUUUUAGUCAAGGAAGCUGGAUCGAAAAAGAGCGAAAAUUGA
Molecule: messenger RNA, 1029 nt
Organism: Endocarpon pusillum Z07020
Lineage: Eukaryota; Fungi; Ascomycota; Eurotiomycetes; Verrucariales; Verrucariaceae
Exons: 1
Coding region: 1-1029 (342 amino acids)
Biological process (GO): U1 snRNA 3'-end processing; nuclear polyadenylation-dependent mRNA catabolic process; exonucleolytic trimming to generate mature 3'-end of 5.8S rRNA from tricistronic rRNA transcript (SSU-rRNA, 5.8S rRNA, LSU-rRNA)
Cellular component (GO): cytoplasmic exosome (RNase complex); nuclear exosome (RNase complex)
Source: RefSeq, a predicted model, not a curated record